Messenger RNA from Eimeria tenella, 795 nucleotides. RefSeq lists its product as uncharacterized. The record is from RefSeq and is a predicted model, not a curated record. Lineage: Eukaryota; Apicomplexa; Conoidasida; Eucoccidiorida; Eimeriidae. The transcript has a single exon. The coding region runs from base 1 to 795 and encodes 264 amino acids.
AUGGCCUCUCCUUCCUUGCCCCCCAGUUGCAGCAGCAGCAACAGUAGCAGCAGCAGCAGCUGCUGCACCGGGCGCUCUGGCGCCUGCUGCAGCGCCAGCGCUUCACGUUUGGCCAUGUCUAAGCCCAGAAGACAGAGGCGGCGGCGCGGGGCAGUGCUGCUGCUGCUGCUGCUGCAGCUGCUGCAGCAGCAGCAGGCUCCCGUGUCGGCUCAUUCACUGCAGCAGAAGACAGGCACUUUGGCCUCCGGCAGAAGCUCAAACUCUUUGCACAAUGUGCCCGCCUCCGCUGCAGCAGCAGCGGCAGCAGCUGCUGCUACUGCUGCAGAGCCGCGGCAGCAGCAAACUGCUGGAUUCCUCCACGCAGGUGCGCUGCGGCAAACGACCAGCAGCAAGCUGCAGCACCCCACAGUGCAGCAGAACGACCCGAAGACAGGAGCAACGCCAGAAACAGCAGCAGCAGCAGCAGCAGCAGCAGCAAGGCGCACGCGUCUGUUCGGGAACUGCUGCUUCACAGGGGGAGAAGCGAAGCAGCUCGGCAGCGCGGGCGUCAGCAGCAGCUCGGGCAGCUGCAGCAACAGCGGGCCGGCGGAGAGCAGCGACGCAGCAGCAGCAGCACCAGCAGCAGCAGCAGCAGCAGCAAACACCCCACAAGUACCCCGUGUGGGGCCCUCCACUGCGGGGCCCCGCCCCGACUGGUUCCACGUGCCUGCGCCGCGGGGCCCCGGCUCUCGCUACGCGCUGCUGAAGCAGCAGCUCAAGGGUCUCAAGCUGCACACCGUAAACCCUAAACCCUAA